AUGAUGAGCUCUGCCGCAAGUGGCGCUGCGGAUUUUCCACCAUCAGCGGACAGAAGCGAAGGGAGGAGACGACCGCGCUCUCCAUCAACCGCACAAACCCCCUCUACAUCGGCCUCCAAACCCAGCGGCUGCCGCGCCACAUCAUCCACUGCGCCAAAGCUCGGAGGUAAAGCCGGUAAAGGGCCCGAAGCAGAGCAGGUGGAUCCAGAGGAACGUGUGGGGAGAGGCGCGGCAGCUGUUCGUGGUGCUGAAACUGAAACGGAUGCGGUUUGGGAAACAGAGGAGCGGAUUGAUCGCCCACCAUCACCGGACACACGUCGCUUGCUGCGGUUACCGUGCAUCAAGAGAGACUCGUCUGCGGAGCAGCCCGACGGUGGUGCGAGGGGGAGAGAGGCCGCAGCAGGAGGAGAGUACUUUGGCUGCGGGUCGGCCUUCUGGGGCGGGGGCUGUCUGCAGUCGGACAUCAUCCAGUAUCACAUCAACAAGCGCUUGAAAAAAAGUGGCAGGAUGCAGCGCAAAGCAUCAGGCGACACGCAACCGGCACCGGCCGCCGUAGAGGCCACAAGCCCUGCCGCCGAGAACAUGAUACAGCAGAAUGAAGCCCUGCAGGACGAGAUCGACAGAUUGGAGGAGGAAAACGAAGAUCUUAAGAAUGAAAUUGAGGAGAUGCGAACGGAGACGGAAGAGAUGCGUGACACCUUUUACGAGGAGGACACCUGUCAGUUACAAGACAUGCGCCGUGAGCUGGAGCGUGCGAACAAGAACUGCCGCAUCCUUCAGUACAGACUCCGCAAGGCCGAACGCAAACGUCUACGCUACGCACAAACAGGAGAAAUCGACGAGGAGCUCCUGAGGAGCUUAGAGCAAGAUUUGAAGGUUGCCAAGGAUGUGUCUGUGAGACUUCACCAUGAGCUGGAGAACGUAGAGGAGAAACGAACAAAGACUGAAGAAGAGAACGAGCGACUGAGACAGAAACUUAUUGCGGUGGAAGUCACCAAACAGGCUCUGCAAAAUGAGUUGGACAAAGCCAAAGAGUCUCAAAAACGAAGAGGAAGCAAGGAUGCACAAAAGCCUGAGAGGAAGACUCAGACUCCAACAGAGGAAGACAAUGAGGACUUGAAAUGCCAGUUGGCCUUUAUUAAAGAGGAAGCUACUUUAAUGAGGAAGAAAAUGGCCAAGGUUGACAAGGAAAAGGACUGUUUUGAACAAGAAUUACAGAAGUAUCGUUCCUUCUACGGAGACCUGGACAGUUCCCAUCCAAAAGGUGAAGCUGGUGGCCCUCCCACAACCCGAGAAUCAGAGCUGAAACUCCGCUUGCGAUUGGUGGAGGAGGAGGCCAACAUCCUGGGGCGUAAAAUUGUCGAGCUGGAGGUGGAGAACCGCGGCCUUAGGGCUGAGCUGGAUGACCUUCGAGGGGACGAGCCUUCCAAUGGGGGCCUAUCUGGAGCUGAAGGAGGAGUGGGGCGUGAGCAGGGGUCAGAGUUAUCGGAACUUAGGCAGCAGUUACAGUUGGUGGAGGAUGAGGCAGAACUUCUGAGAAGGAACCUGGCGGAUGUAGAGGAGCAGAAUAAGAGAGUGACAUGCGAGUUGAACAAACUGCGCUUUAAAGAGGGCACAAGGCAUACUUCAAGUGGCAAUGCAUCGAGCGGCAACAAAGGAGAAGGAGAUUGCUCUAAAGCUGAGGCAUUGCAAGAGGAGCUCAAAACAGCUAGAAAACAGAUAAACGAACUGAGCGGGAAGGUGAUGCAGCUUCAAUACGAGAACCGUGUGUUGCUUUCCAACAUGCAGCGGUACGACCUAGCAUCACACCUUGCCAUCACACCACGCGACAGUGAUGCAGAGAGUGACAGUGGUCCUGGAAUCGGAGGGCGUAGAGGAAGCGAUGACGACUCAUCUUCCUCUCGACUUCCUCCUCAUCGUAAACGCGAGGGUCCUGUCGGAGGAGAAAGUGACUCAGAGGAAGUCCGCAAUGCUCGUUGCCUCACGCCAACUCGCUCUCUGAAUUCGCCUGACUCCUCUCGCCUCCUUUUGCGCUCUAUACGGGAAAGGCAACAGAUGAUUGACAUCCGUGCUGAAGGAGAGCGAUUAGGACGAACCAUUGAUGGUCUCAUAGCCGACUCUAGUUCCAUUAUAGCGGAGGCAAGGGUGUUUGUAGCUAAUGGGGAUCUUUUCGGUUGUAUGGAAGAUGAUGAGAAUGGUGGCCGGAUAAGGGAGCAUGAGCUACUCUAUCGCAUUAAUGCUCAGAUGAAGGCCUUCAGGAAGGAGCUACAGGGGUUUAUAGACAGACUUCCAAGACCAGAGGAAAGAGAUUCAGAAGAACCAUUGUCUAUGUUUCAGCCCAUAAUUUUAUUCAUUCUCAUUCUAGUGUUGUUCUCCACUCUCUCGUAUGCCACCAUUUUUAAACUCGUAUUUCUUUUUACCCUCUUUUUUGUCUUGUGAUCACCAUCCAUUUGUUCAUUUGCA
This is a messenger RNA of Xyrauchen texanus (razorback sucker), 2463 nucleotides long. RefSeq names its product protein SOGA3-like. The coding region runs from base 1 to 2439 and encodes 812 amino acids. The record is from RefSeq and is a predicted model, not a curated record. Lineage: Eukaryota; Metazoa; Chordata; Actinopteri; Cypriniformes; Catostomidae. Gene Ontology annotation, biological process: regulation of autophagy. The transcript is spliced from 6 exons.